UCUGCUCUGAACUGAAAACAGCUUGUUUGUAGUCCAGCCGCCUGUCAAUCAGGCCAGUGACUCGUACUCUUGGCACUGUGCAAAUUUAACCAGCGCCGCUGAAAAAGCUUAUCAGGAGUCGGCUGUUCACUUUCUCUGGCUGGGACAUCUCCGCCUCAUGCCUCCUCCAUCACUACCACUAUGUUGCUGGUCCUAUGAACUGGACUGAAGCUCAGACCUACUGCAGAAAGACAUACACAGACCUGGCCACCAUUGAAAACACUGAAGAAGUGAAUCAACUUAUCAACACAGUUUCCUCUUCUGGUCUCAGCUCUGAUGUCUGGAUUGGCCUGUACACUAAAAUCAACUGGAGGUGGUCAGACGGCUACACGGGGACAGGAGCUGGAUUUAGGAGCUGGCAUAACUAUGAAAACGAACCAAACUUUAAAGCAGCUUCUGAAUUCUGUGUGACCACUUCAAACAGUGGAGUUUGGUGGGAUGAUAGAUGCUCUGGACAAUUUCCAUUUAUCUGUUACAGAGGAACACAGCUGGACCCUGAAUUUGUUGCUGUGAAAGAACCAAUGAGUUGGUCCAGUGCUCAGAGUUACUGCAGGAAGAACUUCACAGACCUGGCCAAUGUGAGGAACGACACUGAGAAACUGAAGAUCGCGAGCUUGGUGCCAUAUGGAUAUGGACAUGUGGCAUGGCUCGAUGAGUGUCGCAUGUGGUGCUGCUUUGCCGAGUUCAGGAAGUUGGAAGUUUCUUCCCUGUGA
Micropterus salmoides (largemouth bass) is the source of this 752-nucleotide messenger RNA. Its product is annotated as E-selectin-like. The coding region runs from base 195 to 752 and encodes 185 amino acids. Lineage: Eukaryota; Metazoa; Chordata; Actinopteri; Centrarchiformes; Centrarchidae. The transcript has 4 exons. The record is from RefSeq and is a predicted model, not a curated record.